Nicotiana tabacum (common tobacco) is the source of this 981-nucleotide messenger RNA. RefSeq lists its product as uncharacterized. Lineage: Eukaryota; Viridiplantae; Streptophyta; Magnoliopsida; Solanales; Solanaceae. The record is from RefSeq and is a predicted model, not a curated record.
AGAAAAAUUCAACACAAGUUCCUCUAUAAAUUUACCCCUCAUUAGACACAAAGUACAUAUUCACUGCUUCACAUUCUCCCAAAACACAUACACACACAAAAAUAUCUUUAGUUUAGAGAAGAUGGCUUUCUCCUAUUUUAGAGCUUAUGUACUUGUUCUUUUGGUUUUGCUACCAAUGUUAGCUGCAGAAGAGGAUAGUAUUCCCCCUGUUCUUGCUCCCUACUUUGAGAAAAUAUGCAAAGAUGUGGAGUGUGGGAAAGGGAGUUGCGAGGCAGCAGCAGGGAAGCCUUUCAAUUUUGUAUGCAAAUGUGAAAAAGGUUGGAAGAGAACUCGACAUGAUGAUGACGACGACGAAGAUGAUCUUCAAUUCCUUCCUUGCAUUGUUCCCAAGUGUUCUCUUGACUAUUCUUGCUUGCCAGCACCUCCACCAGCUCCACCAAUUCCACACAACAUGUCUUUCUUUGAUCCUUGCUAUUGGAUUUACUGUGGGGAGGGAACAUGCAAAAAGAAUAUAACACAUGGACAAACAUGCCAGUGCAAUUCUGGUUUUUCCAAUCUCCUUAAUAUACCUGCUUUCCCUUGCUUCAAUGAUUGUGCCAUUGGAGCUGAUUGCGAAAAGCUGGGAAUUCGGCUUUCAAAUUCCACUGCAUCAUCUCCAUCUUCUUCAAACAUUGAUGACAAUAAUGGAGCUACAUCAUUUAUGCCCAGGAGUUCCCACUGGAUAGCUAUCUUUCUGGCUUCAGCAGCUAUGGCUUUACUCAACUAGGAAGAGGGGCUGGCUUUUUAUUUCGUCAUGAGAGAUAUUACCACAUUUUAUCAGGCUUACUGCUUGAUGCUUCGUCUAUAUUAGCGCAUUGUACUUCAUUCAUUUGUCAGAUUCACAUGUACUAGGAUUAAUAAAACAUGUGUGAUGUGUGUCAUUUCUGUACAGAGUAUAUUUUGAAUAUUAUUUCAGUUAUGGGAUUUUACUGUCGAUGAUGA